Molecule: messenger RNA, 2710 nt
Organism: Theobroma cacao (cacao)
Lineage: Eukaryota; Viridiplantae; Streptophyta; Magnoliopsida; Malvales; Malvaceae
Molecular function (GO): phosphoglycerate mutase activity; metal ion binding
Source: RefSeq, a predicted model, not a curated record
GAGAUUCUCUCAGAAAUAAUUUAAAAAAAAAAAGAAAAAGAAAAAAGAACCCAUCUUUUUGCAUAGAAUUCUGGACCUCCAUUACCCUUUCAGUGAUGAAUAGAACAAAGCAAAAUUAGCUUUAAACGAUUCCUUUCGAGAUAAACCCGUAUCUCCUUUCCUGUUCUUCUUCUUCUAAUCAUUUUUUUCAGCUCAAGAAAGCUCCCGCUAAUCACCACUGAAGUUUAUUUUACUCAGAAUAAGGCAUAAAGGUAGACAUACAGAAGUAUGGGCAGUCCCCAGCAGCCGAAGAAAAGAGUGGCAUUUGUGCUGAUUGACGGAUUGGGCGAUGUGUCAAUACCAAGGUUUGGGUAUAAGACUCCUCUGCAGGCAGCCAAUAUUCCAAACAUGGAUGCCAUAGCAUCAGCUGGAGUUAAUGGCCUCAUGGACCCAGUGGAAGUAGGUUUGGGUUGUGGGAGUGACACGGCUCACCUUUCUCUUUUGGGAUAUGACCCAAGGGUAUAUUACCGAGGACGUGGUGCAUUUGAGUCCAUGGGUGCUGGGUUGGCAAUGUCACCUGGAGAUAUUGCAUUCAAGUCAAAUUUUGCAACCUUGGAUGAGAAAACUGGCAUAGUUACGAGUAGGAGAGCUGACAGGCAUUUUGAAGAAGAGGGACCUAUCCUUUGUGCUGCCGUGGAUAGAAUGAAGCUCCCAUCUUUUCCUGAGUACGAAGUAAGAGUCAGGUAUGCAACAGAACACCGAUGUGGAGUUGUUGUUAAAGGACCAAGACUGAGCGGAAAUAUAUCAGGAACUGACCCAUUGAAGGACAACCGCUUACUUCUGGAAGCCAAGGCUUUAGAUGAUACAGAUGAAGCAAGACACACAGCUGCAGUUGUUAAUGAGUUAUCCAAGGAGAUAUCAAGGAUUCUUGUUUCUCACCCUUUGAAUGCAAAAAGGUUAGCAGAAGGGAAGAACAUUGCUAACGUAGUCCUUUUGAGAGGCUGUGGUAUUCGAAUUGAGGUUCCUCCAUUUGAAAAGAAACAUGGCUUAUGGCCUUGCAUGGUGGCUCCCACCAAAAUUAUUGCUGGAUUGGGCCUAUCACUUCAUAUUGAUAUCCUAGAAGCUCCUGGCACAACUGGGGACUAUCGUACACUUCUGACUUCAAAAGCAACCGCCAUAGCUAAGGCACUUUCUGCUCCUUUACAAUCUUGCCCUAGUGUUUUUGUACCAGGGGAGGAUGAGCACAAGCCUGGUAGAUCAUAUGGCUAUGAUUUUGGGUUUCUCCACAUUAAGGCGAUAGAUGAUGCAGGUCACGAUAAGGCGAGUGUUUUCAAAGUAAAAGGAUUGGAAGCUGUAGAUCAAGCUAUAGGACAGCUGGCUAAGCUCCUGUGGCAGGCAGAAUCAACUGGGAAUUUCCAGUAUUUUGUUUGUGUCACUGGUGACCACUCUACACCUGUUGAAUAUGGAGACCACAGCUUUGAACCAGUUCCUUUUACAAUGUGCCGGUUGAAAGAUUAUGUGGGUGCAAUAGGUGGGGAGUCUAUUGUUUUGGAGACUUCCCUUGAUCCAUUUCCUCUUCCAACUGUUAAGGCAGGUGAAGACCUAAAUGAAGACAUUGGUUUAGAAAAAGGGAGAAGAUGCAAGCAAGUUCAAGCCUUUUGUGGUGAUUCAGUUUUUGAGUUGAAUGAGAUUGCAGCAGCGAGGGGAUGUCUUGGGCGGUUUCCAGGUGGACAGAUGAUGGAAAUUAUUAAAAGAUUUCUCAAAUUAAAUGCGUAACUUUCAUGGUCAGAUGUUAGAGAUCUUUCCUGGAUAGCCUCUGAGUUUCUAAAUAAUGUGUUUCAGAUCUGAAAAAGUAACCAUGACAAUAUGCCCUCGAAUCAUCAACAAUUUUCCAUGCUUCUUCUGAGUUCUGAUAUCACGGAAAUUGAUAUUUAUACCUGCAUCACCCUUUUCAUAAUCUGAGUCAUGUGCUCGAGUGGAGGCUAACUCACCUGCUGCCAGUGCCAGUAAACGAUAGUGAUUGUCCUCUCUAGUAAACAAAAUAAAGGAUUGUAUUUCAGGGUGUCAGCAUUCAAUUUAUUGUUGCACAUCACAGCUGAAUCAUGUGGAUUAUUGUUUCAGAGCCAAUUGACUCUGAAAAGUAAUAGAAAGCCCAUGGCAAGAGCCAUGUUAGUACAAUAUGUGGAUGACAUGUCAGCUGCUUGUUACACUUCUAGGCCCUUCAACUGUCUCUGGUUGCUCUUUUGCCCCUUCUCUUUAAUCUUUUCCUAAAUAAGUCUACAUCUUUUUCUCCUCUUAGGUUGUGUCGUCUCCCCUAGAGGAAAAAAUUCACCAAGAUUUUCCGAGGAAAAAUGCUCUCGAAGUGGAACUUCUAUUUUUCACACGGAGGAGCUUAAAGGAUUCAUCCAGGGGUGCCACUUACACCCACCAGCCUGAGGCUCGUGCCUGAAGUCAGUGCAAGACACUGGCUAAAGGAGGAAACCUGGUAUGCAGAUGAGCAUGGAGACUGCUUUGUAAUAAAACCAUUCAACAUUCUUACAGAUAGCAGCUAGUCAUGACUCAUGAGACAAUUUUCUUUGCCCUCACAACUAAUUCUUAUCCUAUGCUGUACUGAGCAAAGCAUGCUCCUGUCUUUGUUACUGUCUACUGAAGCAGAGUGCUACUAUCCACUGACCUGUCUAUUAACUUAACAGUCUUGAACAAAAUAAUGAACUAGUUUGUUCUGAUUUUG